AUGGCCUCCAAAACACCAUCAAAACCUACGACCCUCUCUCUCCUUACCAGGUUCCUGACCCCCCGCUAUCCCCUCUACCUCUCCUCUCUCCUCCUGCGCCUCAUCCUCCUCCUCUACGGCCUCUACCAGGAUGCGCACUCCCCCCUCAAAUACACAGACAUCGACUAUCUGGUCUUCACCGACGCAGCCCGUUUCGUGGCCCACGGGCCCUCUGCUCUAGGUCCCUACGAGCGCGAAACCUACCGCUACACGCCCCUCUUGGCAUGGCUUUUGCUACCGACGGCGUAUAACAACAUGGGGUUUGGGAAGGUUGUGGAUGUGGCAAUGUUUAGCUUUGGGAAAAUUCUAUUUGCGGCUGCGGAUUUGGCAGCGGGGUGGUUGCUCGAGAGGGUGUUGAUGCGUGAGGGCGGGAUGGAUGGGGUUAAGGCAAGGAAGUAUGCUGCUGUGUGGCUGUUGAAUCCGAUGGUUGCGACAAUUAGUACGAGGGGUAGCUCGGAGGGGUUGUUGGGGGUGUUGGUGAUGGCGCUAGUGACGACUGUGGUAGAGAAAAGGGUUGUGGUGGCAGGUGUGUUGUUAGGGUUGGGAGUGCAUUUCAAGAUUUAUCCGUUCAUCUACGCUUUUGCGGUAGUGUGGUGGAUGGAUCGGGAGAGAAUGGGGGAAACCACUAAGAAGACAUCAUGGGUUGGGAAGGCCAUUGGGUUCGUUACUCCGGAGAGAGUCUUGCUAGGUGUGGUCAGUCUCGCGACCUUUCUCGCUCUCAACGCCGUCAUGUACACACUCUACGGCUUCCCCUUCCUCCAGCAUACCUACCUCCACCAUCUAACUCGUCUCGACCACCGUCACAACUUCAGCCCCUACAACACGCAACUCUACCUGUCAUCUUCCCUCCCACCUUCCUCCGCAAGCCUUAAACCAGAAUCCUUGGCCUUCAUCCCUCAAAUAACCCUCUCCUGCAUCUUCAUUCCCCUUACCCUGGCCAAAUCCCACCUGCCGACCGCCAUGCUCGCCCAGACCUUCGCCUUCGUUACCUUCAACAAGGUCUGCACCUCACAAGAGACUAUAGGCGAGAGCAUGGUACUUAAUAGGAUGCCAGAGGACCUGCCUUCUACAACUUAG
This is a messenger RNA of Thermochaetoides thermophila DSM 1495, 1116 nucleotides long. RefSeq lists its product as uncharacterized. NCBI's taxonomy places the organism in Eukaryota, Fungi, Ascomycota, Sordariomycetes, Sordariales, Chaetomiaceae. The transcript has 3 exons. The record is from RefSeq and is a predicted model, not a curated record. Gene Ontology annotation, molecular function: GPI mannosyltransferase activity; alpha-1,4-mannosyltransferase activity. Bases 1 to 1116 code for a protein of 371 amino acids. Gene Ontology annotation, biological process: GPI anchor biosynthetic process. Gene Ontology annotation, cellular component: glycosylphosphatidylinositol-mannosyltransferase I complex; membrane.